Sphenostylis stenocarpa is the source of this 1032-nucleotide messenger RNA. The record is from the annotation of a GenBank genome assembly. Lineage: Eukaryota; Viridiplantae; Streptophyta; Magnoliopsida; Fabales; Fabaceae.
AUGGCUGCAAAAAAUCAUAUCUAUCAUAUUUCACUGGCAUUCCUUUUCUGCAUGGUAUUCUGGGUUUUCCAAGUCACAUGUCGCUCUCUUCCAGAUGCCUCCAUGUAUGAGAGGCAUGAACAGUGGAUGAUUCGUUAUGGCAGAGUGUAUAAGGACCCUCAGGAAAGGGAAAAGCGUUUCAGGAUAUUCAAAGAAAAUGUGAAUUUCAUUGAAGCCUUCAACGCUGCUGCCAAUAAACCUUACGAGCUAGGCAUUAAUAAAUUUGCAGACCUCGCCAACGAGGAGUUCAUAGCAUCCAGAAAUAGGUUCAAGGGGCGUAUGUGUUCCUCAAUCAUAAGGACAACCACUUUUAAGUAUGAAAAUGUGACUGCAAUCCCAUCCACAGUGGAUUGGAGGCAAAAGGGUGCAGUGACACCCGUCAAGGACCAAGGUCAAUGUGGAUGUUGUUGGGCAUUUUCCGCGGUUGCAGCAACUGAAGGAAUUCAUGCACUGACUUCUGGAAAGUUGAUCUCUUUGUCAGAACAAGAACUUGUUGAUUGUGACACAAAGGGUGUAGACCAAGGUUGUGAAGGUGGUCUUAUGGAUGAUGCUUUCAAAUUCAUCAUCCAAAAUCAUGGACUCGACACUGAAGCCAAUUACCCGUAUAAGGGUGUUGAUGGAAAAUGCAAUGCAAAGGCAGAAGCCAUCCAUGCUGCUACCAUUACUGGCUACGAAGAUGUUCCUGCUAACAAUGAGAAGGCCCUUCAGAAAGCUGUUGCAAAUCAACCAGUUUCAGUAGCCAUUGAUGCCAGUGGUUCUGCUUUUCAGUUUUACAAGAGUGGUGUUUUCAGCGGUGCAUGUGGAACUGAGUUAGAUCACGGUGUCACUGCAGUGGGUUAUGGUGUUAGCAACAAUGGGACUCAGUAUUGGCUGGUAAAGAACUCAUGGGGAACAGAGUGGGGUGAAGAAGGGUACAUUAGGAUGCAAAGGGGUGUAGAUGCAAAGGAAGGACUGUGUGGCAUAGCCAUGCUAGCAUCUUACCCUACUGCAUAA